CUGUGUUGUAUGUUCUAUGUGUUUGCAAGGCUUUCCUUUGCUUCUCAUCCUAUGACCUGGUCUAGUCAAAAUAGUUGAAAUGUAAAACAUGCAAAUUCAUUAUAAAAUUUUGUUAACCCAACACCCAUUCUUCCUCAAUUUGCUGCCCUUUCUUUCUUUACCUCACUCAAGUUUAACCAUCAUCUGUUUCCACUUUGUUAUUCUUUCCCUCUUUUUUCUUUGUGGGGGCUAUCGUUAUGAUUCUCAGCAACUCCAUCACGGAACCAUUCAUCGUCCGUGAUGCUGAAGGUCAGGCUUCCGAAGAAACAGAUCUUGAAAAGGGAACUCAAGUUCUUCAGAGCAAUUCUGACUUCGGAAUGGAUGUGUUCAAUAAGCAGAUUCAAGAGGCUGAGAUACAAGUGGAUAAGCUCUCUCGACUUCUUAUUGACUUGAAGCAGACUUUAUUGAAAGAUGCUAAUGAGGAAUCAAAAUCUGCUACAAACACAUCGGAGAUAAAGGCUUUCAAGAAUCGGAUCGAAAAGUAUAUUGAUGAUGUGGGAAAGAAUGCGUGUGAAGUUAGAGGGAAGCUGCAAGUUAUAGCCAUAGAUAACGUAUUCCAUAGGCAGAUGCCUGGGUGUGAGAAGGGAACUGCCUGUGACAGAGAAAGAAUGAACGUGACAAAUGUCUUGACUAAAAAGCUCAAGGAACUGUUGACUGAAUUUGAGGCCCUUCAUCGAACAAUUCAGAAUGAGUAUUGUGAAGUUGUGGAAAGACAAGUGAAUACAGUUACAGGUACAAGACCAGAUGAGAUGAUCAUCGAUCACCUUUUAGAAACUGGAAGCAGCAAGCAAAUAUUCCCCAUGACAUUGGAACAAACUGAAGGUGGAAAGUUUCCUCUUGAAAUACCUUUUCUCUAAUGAAGUGAUAAUGUACCUCCACAUGCUUGGUUCUUGCAUGGAAGACUAGAUUCUAAGCUAAACGAACUACAUAUAGUUUGUUGAAGUAUAAAGUUACUGCACGAUUAAUCUCUUGGUGCAAAUCCUUCAUUAGUUGCUUUAUCCAUAUAUUAUCUUGUUGCCAUGGCAACUACUCUAUACUCUGCUUUUGUGGUAGAUAAAGUAACCAUUGGUUGUCUCUUGCUACACCCAAGAAAUUGCUGCACAACCAAGUUUAAACAAGCAACUAGUAGUUGAUCGUCAUGUAUCUUGAUUUCAUGCAUAAUCAAUAUCACAUAAGUCUUCUAACUUGUGUUGCCAUGACUACUGCUCUAUAUAUACUCUGCUUCUGUGGUAGAUAAUACAACUGUUGGUUGUCUCUUGCUACACCAAGAAGCUGCUACACAACCAAGUUUAUGAUGGAAUACGAGACAUGGGUAGCGGAAUUACAGAAUCAAUUUACCUCUAAAUUAAAUUAAACUAUUAAGUAAUUAACAUGCAUAUUACUCUAAUUAAACUAAAUUAUGGUUAAAGAAAAACAUACAUUUCAUAGAUUCUUGAUUCCUCGGUAUCUCCUCACGAACAUGAACUCGGGGAUCACCACUAGAGUUUACCUGCUAUUCCCCCGACAUAGAAUCGGGUUAUGGGAUCCGAUUAGGUGAAGGAAUUAAGAGAGAUAUAUGAAAAUUGGAAGGUGGGACUUAGGGUUGAGAUUUUGGAAGAGAGAAAAAAUUAAAAUAUUUUGUAAUUCAAAAUUACUAAAAUUUGGUAGAAGUCUUUUUAAGUUUGAAAAAGAGCUUAUUUAUAACCAAAUUACAUGAAAAAAUGCAUGUAACUUUUUUAUAAAAUCUCAACACCUAACAUUUCAUUAACCAUUAGUGGAACUUAGUCACUUAUUCCACUAAGUGUUAGUGGGAUUAUCCAACAAAAUGUUGGAUUUUUCCACUAACUUUAGUCAAAGGGGAAUAUGGUCAUUUGACCAUUCAAGUCAAAGUUAAACUUUUACUUUUUCUAGUCAAAAUUCAACAUUUUGAUAUUUUACCAUUUUGUCCGUCUUGACUAAUUCCAACCUCAUAAGCAUGAAUCUGCUUUCA
Messenger RNA from Cucumis melo (muskmelon), 2008 nucleotides. Its product is annotated as syntaxin-132-like. The record is from RefSeq and is a predicted model, not a curated record. The coding region runs from base 237 to 896 and encodes 219 amino acids. The transcript has 11 exons. Gene Ontology annotation, molecular function: structural molecule activity. Lineage: Eukaryota; Viridiplantae; Streptophyta; Magnoliopsida; Cucurbitales; Cucurbitaceae. Gene Ontology annotation, cellular component: membrane coat; membrane. Gene Ontology annotation, biological process: intracellular protein transport; vesicle-mediated transport.